This is a messenger RNA of Brenthis ino (lesser marbled fritillary), 741 nucleotides long. NCBI's taxonomy places the organism in Eukaryota, Metazoa, Arthropoda, Insecta, Lepidoptera, Nymphalidae. The record is from the annotation of a GenBank genome assembly.
AUGGAUUUUAUUUUGAUUUUGUGGUUUAUUUUAUUCAAUAAUAUUGUUCCAUCACCAGCGAGAAACAAAUUUGCAAAGGAUAUAGAAACACUUCUUCAUCUACUGAAAAGAAGAAGCGUUAUGUCCAGUGAAGAAGACAUUCUCGAUGUGCCAAAAUCACUAGAAGAUUUACCAGCAGCAGAACCUAUACAUCCAGGUCAUACAUUAUUGCAGCCGAGCUUUAAAAUGUUGAAGUCGCAAAUAAAAUAUCCACAAAAGCGAGUCAGUGCACUUGUGUAUGGGAAUUUGGAUAAUCUUGGUAUAACAUACGGUAACACAAAUCAAAGGAUAUUAUACACGGAUUUCAGAAAAUCUAAUGACUUGGUAGCAGAAAUUGAAAAUAAUGCCAACGAAAUAUUAGAUGACCCUAAAGAUAUCGUACGAGAUGAUUCAAUAGAAACACGAAGAAAAAGUAAAAAGGUAAAAAGUAGUUUUAGACACCGUGACUUGUCUUUCGAGAGGGCCAAUUCAGAAAGUUUCUCAGCGUCCUCUUCUGACUACGAAAAGAAUCCUGGUAACCCCUACACCGUAGAGAACGAUAAAUACAAACAAAACUGGCUGUGGAACCAUUUUAUGGAUGGUGACCACAUGAACGUAAAUCCAUACGCACCACCCUUCGUCAGUGUUGGACCAUCUGGAGCAUCUUUAUUCUUUGGCAGAAAAUGGUGGUAUUUUAAUCAAGACGACUUCAAACCUCUCAAU